This is a messenger RNA of Biomphalaria glabrata, 2422 nucleotides long. RefSeq lists its product as uncharacterized. Lineage: Eukaryota; Metazoa; Mollusca; Gastropoda; Planorbidae. The record is from RefSeq and is a predicted model, not a curated record. The transcript has 7 exons. The coding region runs from base 198 to 1601 and encodes 467 amino acids.
UUUACUCAUAAACAUAGCAUAACGGAAACUAAGGACAUACAAGUGGACCUUUAUAUCUCUUAGAGUUGGCUGUGUGGUUGUGAAAUGUACAUUGGGAAGCUUUACGAACAUCUCAUUCUAAACCUCAAGAAAACAAACAGUACCCAUGUGGCAGAGAAUCUUUCAUAGACCGGAAAUCAAUUGAGACAAAACUCAAAAUGGGGAUGCAAAAAGUCAAAAUUCUAGUAUUUUUCAGGACAUAUAUAGAUAUUAUAUCAACAAUUUCAGUUUGUAUCUACUGCAUAGUCGCAUAUUUUGUUGUACAUUACGCAGCAUUAUUAAAUACUCACCAUAGACAGAGUCCCUCUCUAAAUGUUUAUUCAGCUAGCAGUCAGAAUCAAAAUGAUUCAAUCUCAAAAAGUUUAAAAGACAUUAAAUAUGUCGAAGACAAACUGUUGUGGAAAUAUCAAUCAGAAAAACUAACCAUCAAAAAUUCUGGUUAUUUUGAUGCUGAAAGAGAGAAUAUAUGUGGCAAAAAGUGCUGCAUAUAUUUAUAUUUACCAAGUCCUAGGGUUUUUGACCCAAACCGAACGAACCUGAUUGUCUGUCCUAUGUUUUCUCUAAAUCGUCUUGCAACGUAUUGUCCUGUAUUAGACGUUGACCUACAUGAUUCCGUGUUUUUCUCGACCUUGUCUUUGCACGGCUUUCGCUACACUGGGAAUGGGCAAAGUGUCACCUGUGAGGGCUGCGACAAUGAAGUUCAGUUGUCCCGUUUUGACUCGGAGCCUUCGAACGCAAGCUACCACAGAAACAGCAGCUGCAGUUACGUCAGAGAAGAAAAUAAUACACCAGAGGAUAUCGAUGUGAAUGCAGAAGACACAAGGGAAGUUAACCCUGUUUCAAACAAUGAGGAAACAAUGCGCGAGACUUCCCAGAGGUACUCACAGGCGACUGAAGAAGAUGAUGUUUCAACGUACAAUGCUCACAGGCGCAGUACGUAUGAAGUGACGUCUGCUUCUGUCGGCAAUACAGACAAUGCUGACAAUACUUUGAAAAACGAAGAAAGUCUAGCCACGAGUGAGCUAGUAGGAGCGACGUCUGCCUCUAAUUGUAGUUUGACAUUACGUACAUUUGAGGGUUACAGUGUUGGAAACUUUUCUUACCAUAGAGAGUACAGGACUAAACGAACCAGCAACGGAGGUACUGCUACUCUACCUCAAGACCACACUGAUCAUAGGCGGAAUUUAAAUGUCAGAGAGAACAGAGUUGUCGAUGCUUGUUACGAUGCUGAUUUGGAAUUAGACUAUCAAAUUGAACGACUAUCUAAUAGAACUGGCUUUGUACGUUACAACUGUAGUUCUGUAUCAGAACGGAAAAAAUCUUUUACCAACUUGAGACUCGUCAAUGUGAAUGGAUGGAUUCAAGAAUGGGCUGAAAAGGGACUGUUUUGUUCAGACCACGAGGACAAGAUAGUUCAUUGCAUUCAUUGUCAUUGGUCAAGAUGUCUGGAUGACUGGAAUUCAGAAGUGAUUCAAAGCUUACGCGAUCACUCUUGUCACUGUGAUAGACCUCAUUCAAAAACAGAAAAGUCGAAACCAUUAUCCAAAGGAAAAAGGCAUUAAGUACAGAUUAUUUAUUUUAUAUUGUCAUUGUUGUUGUUGAAAAAAAAAAUGUGUGUCUCGGUUGGCUGUUCACACUUGAUGGAGAGACAGAUAGAAUGUGAGAAUUGAUGAAAGAGAAGAAAUUACAACAAAAAUAAAAGACGUAUGAUAAUAAAAUGAUAGAAAGAAAGAAUAAGUCCUGUCAAUGAACGUUGAAUGGUGUAACUUUGUAGAAUGCGAAUGUCGUGUAAUACUGGGUUCUUGCUUCCUGAAGUACUCUAGACACGUGACAAGACAAACACUAUACGACUGACUCAAGUCCGUUCAGCAGACAACAUGAAGUUUAUUUUACUACAAAUAUAAUACACUGCACUCCUUGUUAGUGCUACAAGUCAAGAAAUAAUAAUCCUAUCCGCAUAACAGCGGUAUCAAAUGUAUCCAAUCUAUGUUAGUUACAAACCACGUCCGCAUCUCAGCGGGCAACACUGCGUAGAAAUAUAGAUCAACUAAUACAUGUCUCAAAAGACCACUGGCAACAACUGCCCACAAGUUACUUUCUAACUGAAAUUACUACAGACUUUUCUAAGUCGCUACUGUCCAUCCCGGACUAAAAUAUACUUGACCACUCGGUCCAAAGAAUAACACUUGACUUCUAACUUGACUUCACUUGUCUGCUUGACUUGACUGACUGACCUCUAAGUCUAACUUAAUUCAUUCUACUUCCUGUUUUCUACAUCAGGAAUUCCACGUGUCUUUUAAACUAUUAACAUGACGUGAACUUUAGAUCAUGCAAUGUCAACUAAGACUGUGACAAGUUCCUAACUCAAUGAUAAACACACACA